UGAUUGGGUUUGCAUCACAGCCAACGAUUCCUUCUCUCUCUACAAUAACUCCACCAUGGAAACGAUAGCCUUGAUGAACACGAGCUUUCGAAUCGGAAUAUCAUCAUCUCCUCCGUCAAGAUCAAUCUUCCCUACUUCUACUCGUCUACUUCCGACGCCGGUUAACCUAUUUCUCCGUUCAAGAACCACAAACCAUUACUCCUCAUCGACAGUCCGUAGAUCAUCGGUUAUAUGCGGCGUUGUUCCGGAGAUUAACGAAACUCAGUUCGAGGAGAUAGUUCUUAAGUCUGAGGCACCUGUUCUUGUCGAAUUCGUUGCUACUUGGUGCGGUCCUUGCCGAUUAAUCACUCCUGCAAUGGAAUCGAUCGCGCAAGAAUAUAAGGAAAAGUUAAAGGUUGUGAAGAUUGAUCAUGAUUCGAACCCUAAUUUGAUAAAAGAGUAUAAGGUGUAUGGAUUACCGGCAUUAAUUCUGUUCAAAAAUGGGAAAGAAGUUCCUGAAAGCAAGAGAGAAGGGGCAAUUACCAAAGCUAAACUUAAAGAGUAUGUGGAAUCUUUGCUCAAUUCUUUGUCAAUUUCAUAGAUAGAUCGAUGAUGCAUGGAUUGGAUUGGAUGAUGAUUCUUGAUGAUUCUUGAUGAUCCUUUUUAACAUUCUAUCUUUACCGGAUGUAAAUUGUGCAGAGUUCUUUACACUCCAUAUGCUUGCUUCAUUGUUGUAUAAUCAAACCACUUGCCUUAGUUUGACUCUCAAUUUUGUUUUCAAUGUAUUCAAAAUUGUGUAUU
Molecule: messenger RNA, 780 nt
Organism: Impatiens glandulifera
Lineage: Eukaryota; Viridiplantae; Streptophyta; Magnoliopsida; Ericales; Balsaminaceae
Product: thioredoxin X, chloroplastic-like
Exons: 2
Coding region: 56-580 (174 amino acids)
Cellular component (GO): cytoplasm
Molecular function (GO): oxidoreductase activity, acting on a sulfur group of donors, disulfide as acceptor; protein-disulfide reductase activity
Source: RefSeq, a predicted model, not a curated record